CGCUAACAUAUAUAUAUGUAUAAUAACUAGGUAUACAGAUAUAUAUACAAUAACUGGAGCAUGAUUCAACGGCUGCAAUAACCUAUAUGUAACCCCAAUGUGAACACACGAACUCCAAACUCUCGAUAGGGAGAGUUGAGAUCACUCGCCUUAAUUACGCGCGGUCGAAUAAUCACAACGAAAGUUGGCCGUUUCGCGCUACUUCGUCGUAUAUCCAUUGAUUGACAUCAAAGGCAGCUGUUGCGAGAAGACGAAGCAGACUGAUAAAAUCCGCCACUAUCGUCGGAAGUGGAUCCUCACUGUUAAUUAAUUGUAACAGUGGCAAAUAACUUUUUGCGUCUCGUUGAUCUUAACCAAACACACUUAUGUCAAUAUACAAUUGCUGCAAUUUCUUUCCUUUAUAUUAAUUUUAUUACGGCACGAAUCGGGCUCGAAAUGCUCGAAUCUGGACGUAUAUCUCGAACACGGUGAAUUGUUGUCACGAAUUCGGCAAAGUAUACAGAAUGUAAAGACAUCAAGGAUGCGAUCUAGUGUGUUUACUUAUGUAUACCUACGAGACAAAAUCAUCACGUCGAACUUGUGAAAUUUCUUCUCGUCAUUGAUGUCAAUGAACAAGUGAACAGGAUGACUGAGAAUAUUCACAACAAGGAACAAUGGCAGCUACUUCAGAGUUUGCGAUCGACUGUUGAAGGUCUGCUAAUUGAUGGGGUAUCGAAUGUAUGGAAUAUUUACGGCGGUCUGAAUCGUCUGCACAAUGUGAUGGAAAGGAUAUUUAAACAUGGCUGUCGCAUAUUUGAUCCCAAUGGCGAGCCAGACUGUUGGAUAUUUAUUCAAGGACUAAAUUGGCUUCAACCAUCUUUAGCAACAUCACCAGUGCUUUCAGAAAAUGAGGAUUACUUGUGUAAUUUGCCAGCCAGGAUAACAUCUAAGAAAGAUAUGUUGUGGUUGUACAAAAGUUUGGAGAAUCAUUCCUUAUCACAUAAGUUAUCAUGGCUUCUCUCUGAUAAAGAACACUUGCUCUCUUGCCUCGAACCAUGGGCAUUUCUUUGUCAAGAAAAUCUAGCAGAAGCGACACUUUUAUAUUUAAGAGCGGUCGAAAGAAACCAGCCUGUACUGCUUGCAGAAAUCGAUCCCUGUUUAUUUCUGCCAACGUGGGUCUCACCUAAGUCAAGCCCCAGGCGACAUCGUCGCUCGUCCUCGUAUCCGGUAAAUUUUUCUGGCGCUAGUCGUAUUUUUCCCCGAGAUAAGAGCGAAAGUGUUCUUGUUCGUUGUCAAGUUUCAACGCAAUCUAUAUUGAGCGAAAAGGACAAGAAUAGUGUGGAAAAUCAAGAAACAAAAUCUGUGCAAAUUACCAAGUCCACGGCAGCUAAUGAUGUCACGCAAAGAGUCAAGGUCAACACAUCAUUGAAAACUUGGAACAGUUUGCCUACUUUGGGAAGUUUUCACAAUAGUGUCACGGCAGAAAAUUCAGCCGCAAUAUCGUCGACUAUUCAAAAAAGUAGCAGCAGCAAUAGUAACAUCAAUCGCACUCGUAUUAUCGAACUGGCGGAAAUCAUCAACAUCAAUUACUCGGACUCGAAGCAACUCGUUGAUUCCAAGACGGACAAAACAAAGCCCAAAAUGCCUGUGAGAAAAACGAGGAGUCGGACGAAAAUCAAGUGUAAUCAGAGUAAAAAAACAUUCGAAAAAACACAGUCAGCUUCGAACAUUCAUGAAGAGAUGAAAAACACUAUCGAGGAAACGCGAGCGAUUCCGUCGACAGAUUUACCGGAUAUGGCGAAGUUGAUGGAACAAUGCUCCACGCACAGGAAGACGUCUUUUUUCGUGGGCUCGGCUCCCGAAUUCUCGGGCUCGUGGAGCAUGGAGGUGGAGGGACAAAAGGACAUCCGCACGCCGCGGAAGAGCUUUAUGGAGGACGGUGGUAGCAGCGUGCAACCGAUGGCGACUGGUUACUUUCCACGACCGGCCGAAGGCCAAAGCUUGACUAGUUUUCUGUCAUCGGCAAGAUUCUCGCGCGCUCACGACGCCGAACUGGAUCGCGAAAACGCGCACUUCAGUAUCUGCGAGGCAAUGAUCGCCGCUAUCGAACAGGUUAAGUGUAAUCGAUUGCAGGACCGGCUGCUGGACGACGCAGGCGACGAUGAAAGUGACGAGGAAAUCAAUCGUCUCAAGCAGCGAAUUCGGCUGCGACGUCGACAACGUCAGGAGGAAAAGUGUCGGAGUAGAGGCUGGAGUCGUGGUGAUUUGUUAAGUGACGGUAGGACCGAUACGACUACGACCACCGAUCAGAGUGUCAGUCCGUUGUCUACGUCCUCAAGCAGUCCGUCAGACAGUGUGCCUACUGAUGAUGUAGAAGAUUCCGAGCUGGACGACGAGCGAAAGUUGAACGGCGCGUUCGCUUCGAUCGCUACAGACUCAGUCCUCAGCGAAAGCAGCGUGUCCGCCGAGGGUGUAGCUUUGUCGCUUAUCAGUCGUUUCAGCGAGAAACAAUUACCUCGCGCGAGCGAACUGCAGUGGCUGGUUUCGGAGAAAGACGCGCCUCAGCGACUGUUACCGAUGCCGAAGAGCUGGCCGGUCAGUCCGGACGAAAUCGAAAUCGACGGCUCACGAACUAUUCCGUUGAGAGGAACAAUCGAAUGGGCCCCACCGCGACCGCAGAUCAUCUUCACGCCUCACCCGCCGCCAGUAAAACGAACACUAAUAGCGAAACAAAAUUAUCGAUGCGCCGGUUGCGGUAUGAAAGUCGCCGUGAAGUACGCCCAUCGGUUUCGAUACUGCGAAUACUUGGGUCGAUAUUUUUGCACCGGCUGCCACACGAACCAGGUCGCAUUUAUACCCGGAAAAAUUUUAUCCAAAUGGGAUUUCAAUAGGUAUCCCGUAUCGAAUUUCUCGUAUAGAUUACUGGACCAGAUGAUGUCGGAUCCGUUGUUUCAAGUGAAUGACUUGAAUCCAUUACUGUACAGACGAAUAAAGCAGUUGGACAAAACAAGAGUUUUGCGCACGAAAUUGUUCUUUCUGAAAGAUUUUUUAUUCAUGUGUCGAUUUGCUAACAGUCUUCAAGAUGCGCUGAAGAAGGAGCCGAAUUACAUGAUAAACGAUCCGCACGUAUACUCGAUUCAAGAUUUGAUAAACGUUAAGUCUGGUGUGUUAUCCGUCAGACUGCAGGAGCUCGUUCAAAUUUGUUGCGCGCACGUUGCAGAUUGUGAGUUGUGUCAAGCUAGAGGAUUUGUGUGCGAGCUAUGCUGUUCCAAGGACAUCAUAUUUCCAUGGGAUCUAUCGACUGUGAUCCGAUGUGAGAAGUGCGGCGCUUGCUUUCACACAGAUUGCAAACACACGUCGAACAAACUCGAGUGUCCCAGAUGUGUAAGGCUGCGUGCCAGACGAAUCUCCAGAGAUGAGAAACCCUGACGAACGACGAGGACGUAUUGUUUUGUCACGCCGUUGAAAGUGGAAUACGUAUGUUAAAACCGAUCGUAUGAGUAAAAUGCGAAAAGUCAUCUUAAAGACAAAAAGUUUCACAUAAAAGAACCUAACUAACCUUUUUUUGAUAUUACAAAUUAGUUUUUUAGAUACGUAGAAGACCUAAAAUGUAGAAAACUGUAAUAUAUAGUUUCUCCCCUGAACUUCUCUCAGAUAUCUGAGAGAGAGAGAGAGAUAUUAAAAAGUUUUUUAAUAUUAUAUAUUGUAUAUUAUAUAUUCUAUGAUAU
Molecule: messenger RNA, 3707 nt
Organism: Pseudomyrmex gracilis
Lineage: Eukaryota; Metazoa; Arthropoda; Insecta; Hymenoptera; Formicidae
Gene: Rubicon
Product: run domain Beclin-1-interacting and cysteine-rich domain-containing protein
Exons: 9
Coding region: 625-3408 (927 amino acids)
Cellular component (GO): intracellular membrane-bounded organelle
Molecular function (GO): phosphatidylinositol phosphate binding
Source: RefSeq, a predicted model, not a curated record